Molecule: messenger RNA, 3999 nt
Organism: Fonsecaea pedrosoi CBS 271.37
Lineage: Eukaryota; Fungi; Ascomycota; Eurotiomycetes; Chaetothyriales; Herpotrichiellaceae
Exons: 2
Coding region: 1-3999 (1332 amino acids)
Biological process (GO): nucleoside metabolic process
Molecular function (GO): catalytic activity; protein binding; ADP binding
Source: RefSeq, a predicted model, not a curated record
AUGGACUUCAGGCUAUUCUGCGCUUUUGCGAGCCUUACUCGCAUCAUGAGAGAUUCAGACACUGUUGCAGAGCGUCAUCUGCUCACGAAGCUCGGUCAGCAACUGCGUAGGAGAGCCUCCGGAAAUGUUGUCCCCGCGCCAUGCUUCCGCGAGCAACCCACUUUCACAGACAAGAGAGCUACGGGUCCCAGAGAGGAUCGUCAAACGGCCGCCUCAGACGUCUGGUCCAAGGUGCAUUCACUCAUACUCCACGUCUUUGAUCCUACAACCACCGUACUGACGCGAAAGCGCCCACCUGAAAGCAGUCAAUCUCACAGUUCACGGACAUCUGAACCAGCCCAAUGGCAGCCCGGGCAACAUUAUUCCCACUCUCAAACGUCCUCCUUCAACACUCAAGAUGCGCUGUGGCCAUCUCCACCCCAAUUCGACGAGCGACAGGAGUUCAAGAUCGCCAUAAUAUGUGCUUUGCCAAAAGAGGCGGAUGAAGUUCUUGCCGUCUUUGACCGACCGCGAGGUGAUGGGAGAGAGUUCACCAGGACACCCCGCGAUAGGAUCGCAUCCACCAUCUGCUUCAUUGGAAACCGCCCGAUUGUGGUGGCGCAUCUGCAUGGUGAUGGAAAAGUGAAAGCAGCAGGCGUAGCGGCGUAUCUCCGUGCCAGCUUUCCCAACAUUCAACUUGCUUUACUAGUCGGCAUCUGUGGCGGUGUUCCUGGUGGGCCCGAUGGCUCAGGAGACGUCCGUCUCGGUGAUGUUGUGAUCAGUCUGUCGCCUUUGCAGUACGAUUACGGCAAACAGUACCCAGAAGCAUUCGAGCCGAAGCCAUCAACAAUGAGCGCCCCGCUAGAACUUCGCACGGCUCUUAGCCAGUUGGAAACGGAGUAUCAUCGAGAAAUCUUGCAGAAGAGACUGGAUGAUCUACUGUGUGACCUCCAAGCCCGACGUCCAAAGGUCAGAUAUCCUGGCACCGAGUUCGACCGCCUCUUCGAACCAGGGUAUCUGCACAAGCACCGAAAUACCUAUUGCAAUGUUUGUAACACUGGUGCAGACUCUGUCGUUUGUUCGGCGGCGUUCAAUGUGCCGUGCUCGAGACUUGGCUGCGAAGACUGGCACUUGGUCGACCGCCCCACUCCAGUCCUAUCUUCCGACAACAGAAGAGUGCCCUCUGUCCAUAUAGGCACUAUAGCCUCAGGAGACCGAGUCAUGAAGUCAGGUAUUCAUCGUGAUGCCAUUGCACAAAAGUACGGUGUUGUUGCUUUCGAGAUGGAAGGCGCAGGCUUGAUCGACCAUUUCCCAUUUCUCGUGAUCAAGGGUGUUGCCGAUUACGCUGAUAGCCACAAGAACGACGGUUGGCACCAUUAUGCGUCUGCCACUGCCGCCUGCUGCGCAAGAGCUUUCCUGGAGAGUUUUUGGCCGGAGCAACCCACCGAAUAUCCGGGCCACCGCUACGACCAAUGGUCCCUUCGCAGCUCGCCAACCACUGGAAUGGCUUCGCAGGCAUCCGCGGUACCGUCAUGCGAAGCUCCAUCGUCUGAAUAUGAUGCUCGCCAACAAGCGGUUUGGUGUGUUCCACUGGUUCGAAAGCCCGGUUUUGCAGGCAGAAUCAGCGAGCUUGCCGCCUUGGAAGCCAAGUACAACAACCGCGAUUGCUCAUGCAUUUCCUUACUUGGGCUGGGCGGUGUCGGCAAAAGCAAUCUUGCCCUUGAGUUUGCCUAUUCACUUAGAGAGAAGUCGCCGGACGUUUCUAUCUUCUGGGUUCAGGCGUCAGACACCACCACCUUUGACAAUGGCUAUGCGGAAAUUGGUCGCCAAUUACAGAUAUCUUCGAUGGCAGAAUUGCAGACCGAGCUCAAGCAUUUGGUCAAGCAACAUCUGAGUCUAGAGAGCUUUGGCCGUUGGCUCUUGAUCAUUGAUAACGUAGAUGACUUCGGACUAUUUUUCGGCGAUGAUGGCACUGCACGCUCUCAAUCACUCAGCUCCUUUGUUCCACGAAGCCCUCACGGCUGCACCCUCAUCACCACGCGUGAUAGAAAAGUGGCACUCAAUUUCAGUCGCAGCCACACUAUUGAAAUCCCGUGCCUGGAUCAGGAGGUCGCUCUCAAUCUACUACAGACCAUGCUUGACCCUCCGCCUGCAACUCUGGACAGAACCGUCGCCUGUGCUUUGGUGGAUCGUCUGAAUCAUCUCCCUCUUGCGAUUGUGCAAGCUACUGCAUACAUCAACCUCAACAGAAUUGGCGUUUCCGACUAUGUAAGUUUGUUAGACGACAAGGAGGAAACUGUUUUUGAGCUCCUGGAUGAAGAUUUCGAGGACGAAGUACGGGCACCGGGAGCAAAAAACUCAAUCAUUUCAACCUGGAGAAUCACCUUUGAGAGUAUUGCACAUCGAAGCCCCUUGGCCCGACGAUACCUGUCCAUGAUUGCAUGCAUCGAUUCAAAGAUUAUUCCCGAACGUCUCUUUCUACAAGGCGAUUCUCGGAAGGAGGAAAUAGAUGCAAGAGGUCUGCUAAUUCGAUAUUGCUUCUUGACACGAAGAGAUUCGGGCCCCGGAAGCAGCACCACCUACGAUAUGCACAGCCUCGUCCACCUGGCGUGUCGCAGCUGGCUGCACAAUGAGUCAGUCUUACAGACAUGCGCACCUCGAACGGCGCUCCGCCGCAUGCUUGAGACCUUUCCUAAACCCGACCAUAGCAAUAGAUCCACCUGGUCGCUGUAUCUUCCGCACGCCUCUCGACUUCUACAGUCGCCUCACAUUGCUCAUAUGGAGAACCGCUUUGAGCUUGAAUCGUUAGUGGGGCAAUGUCUGUUUCUCGAGGGCAAAUACCGUGACGCGACCACAAAGAUCAGACUUGUCGUCGAACACAGGGAACAAACACUCGAACCUUUUCAUCACAGCCUUCUACAAGCUUACAUGGACUUGUCAGUGGCUCUGGAACGUUGGAGUCAGCUGGAUAAAUCGUUGGAGUAUGGUCGAAAAGCACUCUGGGGAUACACUGCAACAUUGCCUCCUGAUCACCCUCUCGUACUCACAGCUUUUUCCAACAUCGCUUCGGUAAAGCGAAGGCAGCACGAGUGGAAAGAAGCCCUCAAUCUGGAUCGGAUGGUUAUGAGGGCAAGACAGACCAUUCUCGGCGAUAAUCACCCAGACACCUUGAGCAGUAUGGCUAACUUGGCCGCGUCUUACAAAAGCAUGGGCUCGCCAGAAAAGGCAGAGGAACUCCUCCAUCGUGUCGUCGAGGGACAGAGUCUAGUCAUGGAAGAGGACGAUCCAGUCCUUCUCUCAUCAAUGGCACGUCUCGCUUCGACAUAUCGCUAUUCGAAUCGUCUUGCGGCGGCGGAAACGCUCGCAUUGGAUGUAUUGAAUCGGAGAAAGCGAGUCCUCGGCCUGCAUCAUCCUGACACUCUUCGGAGCAUGGCCAAUGUCGGCUCAACGUGGCGGAAGCAAGAGCGAUGGGAGGAAGCCGAACAAAUUGAAAAUGACGUCCUGGCAUUGCGAACCAGCAUUUUAGGGAAAGACGACCCCCAUACCUUGACAGCGAGGACAAAUCUUGCAGCUACCUAUCGCAAUCAGGGCAGAUAUGAUAAGGCAGAAGAGCUAGACUGGGAGACGCUCAAGAUCAAAGAACGCAUCCAUGGGAAAUACAACUAUUCCACGCUGUCAACCAUGUCCAGUCUCGCUUCGACAUACAGAAAGUCCAAACGAUGGGCGCAGGCGGACGAUAUUAGCAAAGAAGUGCUCAGCCGCUGUCGGCAUUCACUGGGUGAUUCACAUCCUCAGACGCUUGCAUGCAUGACUGAAGUUGCUUACAUUUACAAGCGAGAAGGUAACGUGAAACAAGCUGCUGAUCUCGCCGAACAGGUGUUGGCGGAGCGGGAACGCACACUUGGUCCCCAGAACAAACUGGUGCGGCACAUGAGGCAUUUCCUAUCAAGCUUGAAUCGGCAGCACGAUCGGCAGAGAGAGAGGCGAGGGCGCUCGACAAGAAGAGACCGACGACCCUGA